AUGAAGAAACUGGCUGAUCGGCUCUUGCAUCGUUUCACGAACCAUGAAACCGCUUUAAGCGCCGCCCACCACAGUAUUGUCCAACCUCUUCUAAGUUCUAAUGGUUUCUUCAUCCUCUGCUUUAAACUCGCUCACAAAAUAACGGUUUUAACCUUGUUCUACGAAAUUGUGUCGGCAAAUGUUGAUUUUUUUUCUUUCUUACACAAAAAUUCAGGCUCGGGAAGGACAGAUCAAGGUACAAGUGGUCUUAGGCAUAGAAACGAUCGCAGGAUGCCUCCACAAGGUGUCCGGUUGCAUAUCCAGGACCGAUAUGUUGUGAUGGACAAUGGGAUACUCCAAGUAACACUGUCAAAACCAGGUGGUAUCAUCACCGGAAUACAGUAUGACGGUAUUGACAAUGUGCUUGAAGUUCGUAACAAGGAGACUAACAGAGGGUACUGGGACCUGCACUGGAAUGAGCCUGGAGGCAAGGGAAUAUUUGAUGUCAUCAGUGGAGUGACUUUCAGAGUCAUAGUCGAAACUGAAGAACAGGUUGAGAUCUCAUUUGUAAGAACAUGGGAUCCAUCCCUUGAGGGAAAGUACAUUCCCCUGAAUAUCGAUAAAAGGUUUAUAAUGCUUCGUGGCUCUUCUGGAGUUUACUCUUACGGAAUUUAUGAACACCUUAAGGAGUGGCCUGGGUUUGAACUCGGGGAGACAAGAAUAGCGUUCAAGCUCAGAAAAGACAAAUUCCAUUACAUGGCUAUGGCAGAUGACAGAAAAAGGAUAAUGCCUUUUCCAGAUGAUCUAUGCAAAGGAAGAUGCCAAACUCUUGAUUACCAGGAAGCUUCCCUGCUCACUGCUCCGUGCGAUCCACACUUACAAGGCGAAGUAGAUGAUAAAUACCAAUACUCGUGUGAGAAUAAGGAUCUGAGAGUACAUGGAUGGAUAUCUUUCGAUCCACCUGUAGGAUUCUGGCAAAUCACGCCCAGUAAUGAGUUCCGAUCAGGCGGACCACUCAAACAAAACCUCACCUCACAUGUUGGCCCAACCACCCUUGCAGUAUUUCACAGUACACAUUAUGCGGGAAAAACCAUGAUGCCUCGCUUUGAAUGUGGUGAGCCGUGGAAGAAAGUCUUUGGCCCUGUUUUCAUUUACCUAAACUCCACAACCAACAGAGAUGAGUCACUCUGGUUAUGGGAUGAUGCUAAGAUUAAGAUGAUGGGUGAGGUUGAAAGCUGGCCUUAUAGCUUUGUGGCAUCUGAGGACUAUCCAAAGUCUGAAGAACGCGGCAAGGCCCGUGGUAGAUUACUUAUCCGCGACAGGUUCGUAAGUAAUGAUUUGAUUUCAGCACAAGGUGCUUAUGUGGGUUUGGCUCCACCUGGUGAUGCUGGUUCUUGGCAAAUAGAAUGCAAGGGAUACCAAUUUUGGGCGACAGCGGAUGAGGCUGGCUACUUCUCAAUAGAGAACGUGCGUCCUGGUGACUACAACCUCUACGCUUGGGUCCCUGGUUUCAUUGGAGAUUAUCGUAACGACACUAUUGUUUCUGUGACUACAGGGUGCAAGAUUGAGAUGGGUGAUAUUGUCUAUGAACCUCCAAGAGAUGGACCUACGUUAUGGGAAAUCGGUAUCCCUGAUCGAAAAGCGUCCGAGUUCUUUAUCCCCGAUCCUGAUCCCACGCUUGUUAACAGAGCUUUAGUCCAUCCCCAAGAUAGGUUCAGGCAAUAUGGGUUGUGGCAGAGAUACACAGAUCUGUAUCCAUAUGGUGACCUUGUUUACACUAUCGGUGUAAGCGACUAUCGCAGAGACUGGUUCUUUGCUCAAGUUCCUAGGAAGAAAGGAGAUGUGCAUGAAGGAACAACUUGGCAGAUUAGGUUUAAACUCGAAAACAUUGAUCAAAAGGCGAAUUACAAACUGCGAGUUGCCAUAGCAUCUGCAACCUUAGCGGAGUUGCAGGUUCGAGUCAAUGAUCCGGAAGCAAUCCGCCCUCUCUUCACUACCGGACUCAUUGGGAGAGACAACUCAAUAGCAAGACACGGGAUCCACGGGGUUCACAUACUCUAUGCGGUGAAUAUUCCGGGAAACCGGCUUGUGCAAGGUGAUAACACUAUAUUCCUCAAACAGCCAAGAUGCAAUGGUCCCUUUCAAGGGAUUAUGUAUGACUACAUUCGUCUUGAAGGCCCUCCUUCUUAACUUACCAUGUAAAUUUAUAUAUGCAAUUUGAAAUUUUAUUGAAUAUAAACCAAAAGACAUGAAUGAUAUUGAUAUGCAAAACCCAAAAUUCUGACAAAACCAAAACUGAACCUAAGACACAAUCAAUACAUAGAAAGGAACCACUGAAUUGUUCUCGUAGCACCAAUCAACAUAAGGGGGACUGACUAGUGAGUGAACUACUUACUGCUACAUUUUCCUGCAACCUGCUCUGCUGAGCUUCUCUUCAUGAGUCCCUUGUUACAAAGCUCAUUGAGCAGCUCCAGAGCUUCCUUUGCCAUACCUUCAUAAGCUAUGCCUUCUAUCAGAAUCGUGUACGAUGUCUCAGUCGGUUUACACCCUCUGUUGAUCAUAUAAACCAAGAAAUCGAUGGCACGGUCUGUUUGCCGAGUCUUGCAGAGUCCCAGCAUUAUUGAGUUGAAAGUGACUGCGUUCGGCCUAACCCCCAUCCGCUCAAACUCAUGGAAAAACUUGAUGGCCUCGUCUACUUUCCCUUCCCUGCUCAAACCUCCAACCAGAGAGGAAUACGUGAUUGUGUCAGGCUUUAGAUCUUUUGCACGCAUCUCGUCCAGCAGUUUUAUCGCUUUCCCUGUCUUCCCUGCUUUCGCAAGCCCGUCAAUGACGGUGUUGUAAGUGAUCAGAACAGGGGAACACCCUUUGCUGCUAAGCUGAUUAAGUAUCUCAACGGCAUCCUCAACUUUCCCGUCUUUGCACAAAGCCGUAAGCAUAGUGUUGUAGGUCACAAUGUCCGGGUAACAACCACGAGAGACCAUCCUCUCCAAAUACUCGAUAGCCCUGUCCAUCUUCUUCUCCUUGCAGAACCCGUGAAGCAGCGGGUUGUAGCUCAAAGAAUUCGGCUGGCAUCCAUGUUUAGGCAUCUUCUCCAAGAUGUCAAUCGCUCGGCCAAGCAAACCCUUCCUGCACAAGAAAUUAAUCAAGAUGUUGAAAGUGACAACACUCGGCGAGAAGCCUUUACGAAGCAUCUCAGCGAGAAGCUUCUCCGCGUCCAUCCAUCUCCCUGUACUACACAUACUCCGGAGGAUUAUGUUAUGCGUGAUAACAUUCGGCUCGCAUCCAUAAGACGGCAUGUCGUUCAAGAACUUGAUCGCUUCAUCCAAUCUCCCUUCUUUACAAAUCCCGUUGACGAGAACGUUGUAAGUGACAACAUCGGGGGUACAUCCUUUAUCCCUCAUUUCAUCAAGAAGCUCCAUCGCCUGUCCGACACCGCUCUCUUUGCAAGUAGCUUCGAUCAAUAUAGUGUAAGUAAUCACAUCGGGAUAACAGUCUCUCCGGAGCUGCCUAUCAAGAACCUCCAUGGCUUGCUUAAGUUUCCCGCUGUCGCAAAGAGAACGCAGGAUCGUGUUGUAAGUGACGACAUCCGGAGAAACGCUCAUUCUAUCGAGAACCGAUAAAGCGUUGUUGAUCUCCCCGGCUUUGCAGUAGCCACUGAUCAUGACGUUGUAGGUGAUAACAUCAGGAACAGCACCAGAGCCUUCAAGAAUCUCCAAGAUCUUUGCUGCUUUCCUCGUUUUGCCCAGCCUGCAGAAUCCGCGUAUCAGCGUCGUGCAGGGGAUGAUAUCGGGGACAUUGCCGUGAUAAACCAUGUUCUCUAGAAACUUAAACCCUUCCUCCAAUUCUCCGGCUCUAACCAGCUGCCGCAAGUGGUUAUUGCUCUCGGCAUCUUCCAACGCAAAAGACGAGUUCGCAGAGCUGUAAUGACCAUUACCGUCAGUAGUGCUGUGCCCGGAAGCCGAAUGUUCGAACUUCUGAGCUCUGCCAUUGAGACCGGAACUCUCCACCUUGAAAGCCGCGGAAACAAGAACAAGUCGAUUCCUUUUCCGUGGCGCAAGAAGGAAUUUCGACCGAACAUUGCUACUCGUGCGGCCUAAGACGUCAAGCUUAUAACUUCGUUUACAGUCGCGAUGGAAUCGUUGAAUCAGGCAGAACCCCUCUUGUCCACUGCUUGUAGACACCAUCAAAUCCAUAGAGAUAACAAUAAAAUAUUUCCUACGAAGUACGGAAACCUACACAGAGAGACAAAGCUAACUUAAUCCUCUCUUCACUACGGUUUCUGUGACACCGAAUAAGAAAUCUUAGAGAGUGAGGGAAAGGGGAAGAAGAACAUAGGAGGCGGU
Messenger RNA from Thlaspi arvense, 4322 nucleotides. The record is from the annotation of a GenBank genome assembly. NCBI's taxonomy places the organism in Eukaryota, Viridiplantae, Streptophyta, Magnoliopsida, Brassicales, Brassicaceae.